AUGCCUGCCAAUGCUUUUUCAACUUUAAAAAUUAUACGAUUAAUGUUACGAGAAAAUGGAAUUCAAAAAGUUGCCUCCAACUGGUUGUCUGAUCAAGAAACAAGCAUAUUAGAAUUGUUCAUAGUAGAAGCAGAACUUAGAAGUUUUCCGGAGGAAAGUUUAAUGGUAUUACCUAGACUAGAAGCGCUAUCGCUAAUUGCAGGUUCAUUGACACGACUACCAAUAAUAUCUGGCUUAGCUAGAUUGAGGUAUGUUCAAAUCGAAGCAUCUUCACUGAUAAACAUGGGGACAGGAAAUUUCUUGGGGUUGCCAUUUCUAGAACAGUUGCAUAUCACUGGUUCUCCAAAAAUGCAAAAAUUGGACGUAGGCACUAUACAAGAUUUGCCUCGACUAUUUUUACUAAAUUUCACGGAUUGCGGAAUCACGUGGAUGCACCCUAGAGCUUUCGCUCGCUUGCCAUCACUUAUUGAACUAUCAUUAGUCGGCAACAAGUUAGCUGAUGCGUCCAAUAUUGGAGGAGCAAUUAGAGAUUUGACCUCAUUGACAACAAUCAGACUAGAUAGAAAUGAAUUAGAAUUCAUUAAUGAAGCCACAUUCGUAGAUAUACCAUCAUUACGUCACGUUUAUCUCUCCGCGAAUAAGAUAAGUGAUAUACGCAGGGGAGCGUUCCAUCGAAUGCCUAAUCUGAAGUCAAUCGAUAUAAGUAAAAAUCAAGUACGUCACAUUCACCCAGAGUCAUUUACACCCGUCCGAGAUAACAAUCUAGAAGAAUUAUGGUUAUCCGAAAAUUCCAUAGACAACGCGAUGACAAUAAGACUAAUUUUAGACAUGUUUCCUAAACUUCGUUUUCUGGAUGUCAGCAGGAAUCAGUUACAGGACAUAAUUUACGGAUCAGUACAGGGACAUUCAAGACUAGAAAUGUUGUAUUUAGAACAUAAUAAACUGCAAAGAGUUGGCAGGGAAACAUUUACCGCAAUGCCAAUGUUGAGAGAAUUGAGAUUGUCCAAUAAUUCACUGUCCAAUUACUUAGCAAUUCCUUUAUGGAAUUUACCCAUGUUAAAAGGGCUUGACAUAUCUUUUAAUAAAUUUGACAAACUAGAGCGUCGUAUGCUAGCUACAUUACCAUCAUUAAGGCGAUUUGAUAUCAGUCACAAUAUUGUUUCGUCGUUGGAUCCAACCACUUUUAUCGAUACUCCAAAUUUAGAACAUAUCAAUAUAUCUCAUAACAACAUAGAUUCUAUAAACUCUCUAACACUAUCCCAUUUAUAUCAUUUGUACGAAUUUGAUGCAAGUCACAAUAAACUUAACCAAUUCGUAGGUGGUAUGCCAAGAGCAAUCGAAUACUUAUACUUAUCUCACAACAAAAUAAUGAGCUUGCCAAGUGAUAGUUCAACGGAUUUACAUCUACCAGCCUUGAAGCUUCUUGAUGUUUCAGAUAAUGGUAUUCAUAGAGUACCAUCGAAUUCAUUGACUGCUUUAAAUUUAUUGCGUUGGCUCUAUUUGGGUGGCAAUUCAAUGCAACAACUGGAUAAUGGAGCUUUUAGUGGAUUAAACCAAUUAGAAAUUCUGACAUUAAAUGACAAUAAAUUAUUAACUAUACAUCCAAAUACUUUUAAGGAGUUGCCUCUUCUUAACGAAUUAAAUUUGAAAGGUAACAGAUUAGAGAUAUUAGAACCUUCUUUGUUGGCUAAUAAUGAAAAAUUGAAAAAGCUCGAUGUAAGUCAUAAUAGACUAACUGAAAUUCAUGAAUCAUAUUUUUCUGUUAAUAAGGAACUCGAAGAACUAUCUAUUUCUCAUAAUUCUUUAUCAGAGUUUCCGUCAUCAUUAGCAGCGAAUCCAAACUUAAAAAUUCUAGAUUUAAGAAAUAACGAAAUUAAACAAAUGAAAAGUGGAAUGGUCUCAUCAAUGCCAUAUCUAAAAGAGUUGUAUUUGUCAGAAAACAACUUGAACAUUUUAAAUGAAGGGGCCUUCCAACAGCUACCAAAUCUGACUAUUUUAGAAAUGGAAGGAAAUAAUCUUAAUACAUUACCUUCGUAUGGCAUACAAAGCUUGCCAAAUCUUAUGGUUGUAAAAAUGGCUAGAAACAAAUUAGUUUCCUUGCCAAGUGCAGCUAUGGUGAAUCUACCAAUGCUACAAAUUGUUGAACUGCAACAAAACCAGCUUAAUGAGAUAGCUAGUGACGCAUUUGUUGGUAUACCAAAUUUAAUUAUGAUGAACUUGAGCCACAAUUAUUUGAAUGGGAUGGAGAAAUCCGGUUUAAAUAAUCUAAGAAACUUGGAAGUCCUUGAUUUAAGCCAUAACAAGUUAAAACAAAUAACUACUAGAAGCAUACAAAAUAUGCACUCAUUAAUCAUGUUAAAACUUGAUAACAACAGAUUGUGUAAUAUUGUUGGAAGCCCAUUUGAAGGAAUGAGCCGUUUAAGAGUAUUAAGCUUACGAGACAAUAAGAUGACUUCACUCUCAGAAUCCACGUUUAACAGUAUCAAACCUACAAUAUCCCGUUUGGAUGUUGAUGGUAAUCCAGUACACUGUGCUUGCAACAUGAAAUGGUUGCAAUCAUGGUUAAGAACAACAGCUGACAGUUUUGGCCCUAGAUGUACCGACGGUACUUUGCUUAGAGAAAUGCCUUUUACAUCGAAGCACUGCGACGAAAAAGAAUCAAGCAAUAUAGAGGAAAACAUUCCAGGCUGUGAAAUCGAAUCGGUUCCUGUUGGUAAUGCAAAUACAGUGACAUCAAAUAAGGUAACAACGUGGACAAACAGCGAAGAAUCAGAUAAAAAUAAGCCACUGCCAGAAGAAACUGAUUAUUUUUACGAUGACGUUGUCGAUCUAAAUGACAAAACUGAACUCCAAAGAGGUUAUUCAACUGAGAAAACACUGUCGACAAUAUCUCCUGCCAUUUUAUCACACUACGUACCCGGUGAUACACCAACAUUGUAUGCCAGUUCUCGGCCUAAUAGCUCUUCUUCUUAUACUGAUGACCACUCGGUGCAGAGCAAUGCCGGUGGUACUGCGUAUACAUUUUUCGGCGUACCAAUACCACCACUGAGUCUGAACAAUAUAUGGGGCCAAGCAAAAGGCACCGGUAAAAGACUCAAGGACGGCAGACGAAAUUCAUUGCCAAAAAGGACGUCAACAGUAGACCAAGAUAGUCUUACACCAAUAUUACCGGGCACUAGUGGUUUCCGACCAAUGAUGACUACUCCUGAUAAUAAUUUCUUCGGAGAAGACGUGGAGAACGAAGAUGACGUAGAAAAUAUUUACAGAAAUACUAGUGCGUCCAAUAAAAUUAUAGGUUCUGGCAGUCCUCCACGGUAUCAACUUAGCAGCACCACAGAAUCACCAUACCGUUAUGAUCGAUUUUCCAGCAGCGACUUAAGUUUUUCUAAGUUUGUAAACAUCACGACUCGUGAUUCCUUAUUCGAGUCAGCCACUAUAAAUUCGAUCAUUAGACCAACCUUUAAGCCAAGUAUAACCAACAACCAGCAACAAACGUUGGCGUCAGCGACCACCUUACAAAGCGAUGAUUCGGCUAACCAAUCCGAAAUUUCACUUGUUCAACUGUCAACAGUGGGACCCGCGACGACGAGCUCGGCGACCCAACAACAGCGCCAAUUUGCCACCGUCACGCAUCCGGCCACCACAGCAGCGUCGACGACGGCGCCCGGUAAGACCGCAGCGGUCUCCGAAGCGGUCAACGUGUCCACGCCAUCGUCGCUGACCGGUUUCUUGGCACCCGGUGGUCAGCUGCCGGUGCACAAAGACGGAACCGAUGGCCCGGUGUCGGUGCACAAAGAUGGAGCCAGUGGACAGAUUCCGGUGCAGAAAGAUGGAACCAGUGGACAGAUCCCGAUGCAAAAAGAUGGAACCGGUGGCCAGGUGCCGCCGUCACACAAAGACGGUGGUGGCGUAGUGGUCACCGGUAAGCCGUCCAUCGUGAAGGUGACGUUGAGCCCACCCGGCCAACAGGGCCAGCCGCAGCAACAGCAACAGCUAUUACAGCAACCACAACAACAGCCCCAGCACCAGAGACCCCAGGCGGCUUUAGAAGACGCUAAGUACUCGAAGAGUGGCGCCAACAACCAUCAGCAAGCUUACCAACUUCCGCCGCCCACUAGGUCAACGGACUCGUUCCAGUCGACGCCGUUCAAGACGAGUUCGGCGAGCGACUGGUACUAUGCCAACUACAACAAGACAAACGUGGAACCGUUCGUCAGCAAGACGUCGUCCACGGCGUCCCGCGCCGGACGUCCGCCUGCUGUUUCAGCCACGGCAGCGAUUGCUGCUAUUGCCUUGACGGCCGUUUUCGGUUUCGGACGAUCACCCGCUACCCUUGUAAUACCAUACUGUACACUGACCUAUAUUUUAUAUUAUCAUUACUAUCAUAAUUAUUAUUAUUAA
This is a messenger RNA of Macrosiphum euphorbiae (potato aphid), 4401 nucleotides long. Lineage: Eukaryota; Metazoa; Arthropoda; Insecta; Hemiptera; Aphididae. The record is from the annotation of a GenBank genome assembly.